GUAAGGUUGUUUAGGUCAGGAUGUCUGGACGAGGCAAGCAAGGCGGCAAAACUCGUGCCAAAGCUAAGACCCGCUCUUCGCGGGCUGGGCUCCAGUUCCCUGUGGGCCGAGUGCACCGCCUGCUCCGCAAAGGCAACUAUGCCGAGCGGGUCGGGGCCGGCGCGCCGGUGUAUUUGGCGGCGGUGUUGGAGUACCUGACGGCCGAGAUUCUGGAGCUGGCGGGCAACGCGGCUCGGGACAACAAGAAGACGCGUAUCAUCCCGCGCCAUUUGCAGCUGGCCAUCCGCAACGAUGAGGAGCUUAACAAGCUGUUGGGCAAAGUCACUAUCGCUCAGGGUGGCGUCCUGCCUAACAUCCAGGCCGUGCUGCUGCCCAAGAAGACCGAAAGUCACCAUAAGGCUAAGGGCAAGUAG
Camelus dromedarius (Arabian camel) is the source of this 413-nucleotide messenger RNA. Its product is annotated as histone H2A type 1-like. Gene Ontology annotation, cellular component: nucleosome; chromatin. The record is from RefSeq and is a predicted model, not a curated record. Gene Ontology annotation, biological process: heterochromatin formation. The transcript has a single exon. Gene Ontology annotation, molecular function: DNA binding; protein heterodimerization activity; structural constituent of chromatin. The coding region runs from base 21 to 413 and encodes 130 amino acids. NCBI's taxonomy places the organism in Eukaryota, Metazoa, Chordata, Mammalia, Artiodactyla, Camelidae.